This is a messenger RNA of Podarcis muralis (Common wall lizard), 4999 nucleotides long. It is a transcript of the gene TARS2, whose product is annotated as threonyl-tRNA synthetase 2, mitochondrial. Gene Ontology annotation, cellular component: cytoplasm; mitochondrion. The record is from RefSeq and is a predicted model, not a curated record. Gene Ontology annotation, molecular function: threonine-tRNA ligase activity; ATP binding. NCBI's taxonomy places the organism in Eukaryota, Metazoa, Chordata, Lepidosauria, Squamata, Lacertidae. Gene Ontology annotation, biological process: threonyl-tRNA aminoacylation.
AUUGGGAGCUGUCUGGCUCUCAUGAGCACUUGGCAGGGCCAGCUCACCCUCAAGGGAAGAUGAGGCGACCACUGCAGGUGGCUGGAUUCACAGGGGCAGCAGAUUGCAAUGUAGAACUUUACAUUUCAGGUAGGAGAGGAACACCAUCUUGUGGUUUGUCUUGGGUGCCAAAAUGUCUUGGGCCAGCCCUGGCACUUUUAUACCACCUUGAUUCCAGUAGAAGGGAUUCCAUGAUAUGCACUUAACUCUCCUACUGGGAAAAAAUUAGUGGAGUUUUAAGAGGGUGUCCUUGGCCAGAUCCUGCCCAUUCUAUGAAUUGCUCAUUGAAAAGACAUUGGGAUCCAAUUCAUAUUUGGAUGUUUGCUUUCUAACAUGUGAUUUUAAUGCUUAAAUAAGCCUUUUCUGCCUUUUGUGUGUGCAGACUGAUAAUCUGGUUUAUAGGAUUUUACGGAGCUGCUAGGGGGGUAUGGGGUCAUGACCUUUUUCCUGACAGGAACCCCUGGGCCCUUGAAUUGGCAGCCUAACGGCAAAGGGUUCGUAUGUAGUGUUAGUCAUACUCUUGAGUAAACCCACUGAAACAAAUGGACAUGAUUUAGGUCCAUUGUUUUCAAUGUGUCUACUCUGAGUAGAAUUCAGUUGGGCACAAUUCAAAGCUUGCCCCUUUCCCUAUGAUGGCUAGGCAGUGUUAGAAGCUGCACCUGUUGAAUUUCCACCUCCUACAGUACUUAAAUGAGACAUAGGAAAAAAUUACUUUAUUUAGAACACUGAUUAUGCCACAUAUGUUUUAAAUAAAUAAAGGCAUUUUUAAAAGACCUUUGAGUACUGUAGGGGACGUGGAAAUCCAACCAAUACAUCUUUUCCAGAACUCUACCUAUCAGGCUGAAAGCUGCCUGCUUUAUGCCUGUUACGCAGAAAUUGGCUAUGCUUUGGUUUUAAUUGCAACAUGCAGUUCUCUUCAGUGUAUGGCCACAAAAUUCCUUUGCAGCUAGGCUGUGUUUUGCCCUAAGCGUUCCCUGCCGUGCCUACUGGGUUGCCAACUUCCCAACUGGCCGCUGCAGCUGUGCGGCUUGACAGACCUCGCUCAGCACGGUUAAAGCGUGCUUCUCGCCUGCCAUGCAGUGAGGGGAGCCUUUCCCCCUUUGCACCCUACACAAAGGCUUGCAAUAUCAGUUUCUGGUCAGCUGGCAACCUCGCGUGCCAGCCUGCGAUCCAAGAAGCCCUCCUUAAUUCGCAGGAGAAUCGGUGGCUGCAGCAUUUCAUUUCCCCGCCUUGCUUGUCGCGUUGAUCCGGGCGGGGGAGGAAAGGUGGGCGGAACUUCACAUCCUCGAGUCCUUGUUUCAGGAGGGGAGGGGGAAGGAAACUCCUUCCAGGGGGAGGAAGCCUAUUGGCCAGCUAGACUACCAAUCCGCGUUCUCUUCCUCUUUGCAGAGGCGGCCAAUCGGCGCGCGCAGAGUCCCACGCAGGCGGCUGCUGCUGCUGCUCCCGGUUUGCAGUUUGCAAGGUGGAGAGGGAUGCUGGAGCGGCUUUUGCAGAGGCUGCAAGUGGCCUGAGGGACCCCGGCAGUUUCCCACGUGGGAACUGAGGACUUGACACGGGUCUUCUAAAAGAUGAAGGUCCUUUGGCCUUGGAGGAAGAUCUGGGCUGGGAAGAGCCAUCUCUGCAGGCUGUACAGGGCAGGUGCCCUUCCUUCCCACAUCUCUGAGCGCCUGGCAUUUUAUGAGAAGCUAAAAGCUGCUGCGGCUGAACGAUGCGCCGAGCGAAGCCACAAAAACAGCCGGCCGAUCCGUAUUUCCCUACCAGGCGGCAGUGAAAUAAACGGGGAGGCCUGGAUGACCACACCGUAUCAAGUGGCGCUGCAGAUCAGCCGGAGUCUGGCCCAGGGUGCCGUGGUGGCACGGGUGAAUGGGAGCCUACAUGACCUGGAUCGCCCGCUGGAGGGCGACACCAGCUUGGAGUUUGUGGAUUUCGAAUCUCAGGAUGGGCAGGCGCUUUUCUGGCACUCCAGUGCCCACGUUCUAGGAGGUGCCGCUGAGCAGUUCUACGGUGCCUACCUGUGUCACGGACCCAGCACGGAAAAUGGCUUCUUCUACGACAUGUAUUUGGAUGAGGAGAGGACUGUGUCCAGUAAAGACCUGCCAGUCCUGGAGGAAAUCUGCAAGGGGAUAAUCGCCAAGAACCAUCCCUUUGAACGGCUGGAAGUCUCUCGAGAGGAUCUGGUGGAGCUCUUUAAGCACAACAAGUUCAAACUUCAGAUUAUCGACGAAAAGGUGAAAUCUCCGACUGCCACCGUGUACAGGUGCGGACCCUUCAUCGACCUCUGCCGGGGGCCGCACGUCCGGCAUACGGGGGAGAUCCGUGCACUGAAGCUCCUGAAGAACGCCGCCUCCUACUGGCACGGAGACCCUUCGAAGGAGUCCCUGCAGCGGGUCUACGGCAUCUCCUUCCCCAGCCCCAAGCAGCUCGCGGAAUGGGAACGUGCUCAAGAGGAGGCUGCCCAGCGGGAUCAUCGGCGGAUAGGCAAGGAUCAAGAGCUUUUCUUCUUCCAUGAACUGAGCCCAGGAAGCUGCUUCUUCCUCCCGAAAGGAGCGCACAUUUACACAACUCUCAUGGACUUCAUUAAGAGUGAGUAUCUCAAGCGCGGCUUCUCUGAGGUGAUCACCCCCAACAUUUACAAAGCGAAGCUGUGGGAGGCAUCUGGCCACUGGCAGCACUAUGCCGAGAACAUGUUCUCCUUCAGGGUCGAAGAGGAGACCUUUGCCCUCAAGCCAAUGAACUGCCCUGGCCAUUGCCUCAUGUUUGGCCACCGCCCCCGAUCCUGGAGGGAGCUGCCUCUCCGCCUUGCUGACUUUGGGGUUCUGCACAGAAACGAGCCGUCGGGAGCCCUGACUGGGCUGACGCGGGUGCGCCGGUUCCAGCAGGAUGACGCUCACAUCUUCUGUGCCAUGGAUCAGCUGGAAGGAGAAGUUCAAGGCUGCCUAGACUUCCUUCAAGCUGUCUACUCUGUUUUCGGAUUCACUUUGCGCUUCUACCUCUCCACCCGCCCCGAGAAAUUCCUUGGGGAGCCUCACCUUUGGGAUCGGGCCGAGGAGCUGCUGGAAAAAAGCCUCCGGGACUUUGGACAGCCUUGGGAGCUCAGUCCUGGGGAUGGCGCCUUCUACGGGCCAAAGGUUGAUAUUCAGAUUAAAGAUGCCCUCGGCCGGCACCACCAAUGUGCCACCAUUCAGCUAGAUUUCCAGAUGCCCAUCCGGUUUGAUCUCUCAUACGCAAGCAAAGACAGUGGUUUGGAGGAGAGGCCAGUGAUGAUCCACCGAGCGGUCCUUGGCUCUGUCGAGAGGAUGUUGGCUGUCCUGGCGGAGAACUACGGCGGCAAGUGGCCCUUCUGGCUGUCCCCGUUCCAAAUUAUGGUGAUCCCUGUUGGCCCAGACGUGGAGGACUAUGCCUGCGAGGUCCACCAGCUCUUCCACCAGGCAGGAUUCAUGGCAGACAUCAGUGCCGACCAAAGCUUGACCCUCAACCGCAAGAUCCGAAAAGCCCAGCUGGCCCAGUACAACUUCCAGUUUGUGGUCGGCCGCAAGGAGAAGUCCAGCCGCACCGUCAAUGUCCGUAGCCGCAACAAUCACCAAUACGGCGAGCGGGAUUCGCACGAGGUGCUGCGCAGGCUCCACGAGCUCCGGGAAGCUCGUGUCAUAAAUGCUGAAGAGCUCUUCUAAAGGAGAGGUGAGACCCCCAUCAUCAACUUGCCAGGACAUCCACAAGUAACAGAAACAACAGCAAAAGCUGUGUGUGUGUGUGAAUCAUUUCACAAGUGCACCUCAAGGUCACGAUACGUUUCAAGGUCCUUGUUCUUCACCAAGUUGCAUCGAUGCCCCACAGUUUGGAGACUGAGGUCAUCUUAUCAAGCAAGGAAUCCUUGUUUGCUAGAGCUGAACCAGCCCAGGCCGUACAUCAAAGCCUCCCCGCUGCCUUCUUCGAAGAUCCCUCAAAAUCUUGCCAUUUUUCUUGGUUGACUGGCAGAGCAGCAUGUACAACAACCAGGCCGCAGGAGAGCAGAACCCUCUUUCUCAGAAAAGCUGUUUGUGGAAACGCAUUCUUGGAGGGAUGCCAAGUUUCUCUCCUUCGCGCUGGGCAGCCUGUCUUUCAUGGUCACUGCAUCCCCUGCGGAGGCCCGUAAUUAAAAUACCUUUUCUUGAGAAAUUGCAGCUUGGCUGGCGGUCUCAUUGAUUGGUUGGCCUCGCUGCGAACUACUGCAUUAGCCCCAGGGGCCUUGGCGGGUCGAGGUCGGGGUCAGGCCAAGUUGUUCUUUUCUAAGGAUGCGUAAGGUGUGUCUUGUUGACAAGGGAUCCCACUGAAACUGGUGCCUAGAGUGGGGAGGGGGGCAUUUAACGGCAGGUGUGUGUGCAAAUUGCUCAAGUGAUUCAUCUUUGUUGCAUCUUGUUCCCGGAAAGCUGCGGAGGACCCACAGGUGGGAAGGGAAGAGAGACGCACACACACACACACCUCUUCACAGAACUGAGUCAACAGCAGCUCAGCUCAUAAAUUCUACCUUGCCCCCUGCCCCUAAUAUCCUUUAUCAGAUGCAAAUAGGUCUCUUUAAUGGUUAUGGGAGUUGGUGCAUGGAAAUAGUUACUCAGGGCCGGCCUGCGUAACCUUCCGGUAGCAGGUCCAUCGGGGUCUUUGUAGGUACUUACGUUAAGUGCUUUUCAAGUUGUUUUAGUUACUUUUAGUAUUUAAGUGGUUUUAGCAUUUUGGUAUAUCAGGGUGGUGCAGCCCACAAGGCUUUUUUUGGCGGCCCUCGGCAACAUUCGGGAAAGAACACCUUAAAGCUUUUAAAAAUUAAAUUUUUGUGUGUGUCAUGCAUUGCUAAUGAAAGCGCAUGCAUCUGUUGGUGUAUAAAAUUUCUUUAAUAGUUAAACCUAUUAGUUGUGUAUAUAAUUAUAAAUAUUUAAUUAAAUAUAUAAAUUGUGUACAUUAAAUAAUAUUAAAUAUAUUGUGAACACUU